AUGCUCGGCGACUGGAUGGCUUUGGGAACACCAGCGCCAACACAGACCGUUACUUCAGAAGCUGAAUCGUAUGAUUUAAAAACCCAUUCUUUCCACCAAAGACAUAUCCUCUCCAAAAAAGAGGCAUUGUCACAAAUUUCUCCAACCAAGCAAACUAUUUUGCAGUAUUCACCAUCUCUCCAGCAAACAUCUCCCGUUGGUCCUGACCGACCCGUCACGCCGAAGAGUUUUCUCCCGAAGUUUCAUCUUGAGAUCCCCUUCACGCAAACUGAGCCGCCUUCAGUCACCGAGCCUCGGCCGUUCCCGUUUGACGGUCAACCCCUGGCAACGUCGCUAAGCCCUGGAUCAUCUGAACAGCACCACCCGGUAUCAGACCCUGAAAGCAUCAGUCACGUCUACUGGGUGAACGAGAUAAACGCUACGCAGAGACAACAGCCAGCCAACCGCACAGAGCUCACCAACUGGAAAAAGAGGAACACCUCCCAGUCCCCAAUGACCAGCAAUGAUCCCAUGGGGACACAACAGUCACCGUCAUGGCUGCCUGUGCUGGAGAAGCAUGACAUCCCUGUUGUGGUUGGAGUGGGCAUUUCCCUGGCUUUUAUCUUCAUGACUGUCACCUUCUACUCGGUGGUCCAGAAGAACGAACCUGCCCCUCCAGUUCGACCAGCUCAAAGGAAUGUUGGCGUCCCAAUAAGAAAUGCUGAUUGUCAAGCUGCAGGACACACUUAUGAAAACAGAGCCUUUGAGGAUGACGACUGUGUGACAGUGAUUGAGCAGAGCCCCAACACGUCAGACACGCGCGCCCGACCACCGAGACCCAGUCUGGUCAACGUUCAGAUGGAACCAAAUUUUGAGGAGAUUCAGGAGGUCUCCCAACCGACUGUGGACCACUACUCUGUGACUGUGGAGACUCAUCCUGAGCCCAUUGUUGACACGAAGAUUGACUCGUCCCUGGAGGAGGAUAAGAGAUGCAGUUUGUCUCAUCCCAGCAGCCGGCUGCUGUGCACUGAGGACUGGUCAAGCAUCCCUGGGGAGAACCACAGCCCAUGCCAGGAUGCCUUUCCCCCUCCAUCCUCCUUCCCCUCUCAUUCCCCGUCACCCUCUCGAUCCCCACCCUCCAGACGCGAGGAGGCUCUCCGCUCCUCUCUGACCCUGCGGCGCGCGGAGUCGUGUGCCGCGCCCAUCCACCACAGCCUCAGCAUCUCGCACGGCAGCCCUCCGCUGCUGGUCUCGCACCACGUCACCCUGGGCCUCACGUCCAUCGCCGUCGACGUCCAGGUCUAUCCGGCUGCCUCGGCUCCAGCGGCGGUCAGCAGCAGCACGCACAUCAAUCCGGUUUCGAACUCGAGCUCAGUGACUGCGCCGUUGUUCAGUCCCCCGUUAUUCGGCGGUGAAGAGAGCAACGAUCGAUCAACAGGCCGGCUGCAUCACAGCAAGUAGCCUGAGACGGACAGUUCGAGCAUGGGCACCGUGAAAAGAAAAGAUGAAAUGUGAGCAAGUAUAUUUCAUUGUUUACGUAGCUGUAAAUAAUCAGCAUGUUCAUGUGUGUUUCUAUUCAUAUGGGAAGAAUGUUUAUUUGAUGUCAUGUGGGGAGAUUGGGUCUCUUAGUUCCAAAUUGUGCAAAAGUCUUGUUUAAUGCAUUUCAUAACCACACAUAUAUUUUCUUUAGUCUUUUAAAGGGGUUUUGAUUCAAGAGACCAUCACGCUUUCUGGAGGUUUUUUUCAAGGUUUCGAUUUGGACUUUGUCUGCUUUAUCGUUCGUUUUCUAUUCCAAAAGUACAAUUUUCAGAAGAAUGUAAAAGCAACCCCACAAAGAUAACACAUUCCGACCCAUUUUAAAUACAAAUUCAGCGCCAACAGUGAUCCGCAGAU
Molecule: messenger RNA, 1872 nt
Organism: Fundulus heteroclitus (mummichog)
Lineage: Eukaryota; Metazoa; Chordata; Actinopteri; Cyprinodontiformes; Fundulidae
Exons: 5
Coding region: 1-1440 (479 amino acids)
Source: RefSeq, a predicted model, not a curated record